AUGUCACUGCUUCACCUUCAGCUGCUAGUGCUCCUGUGUCUUGGAGCCACAGAGCCACAGUCAGAUUCACAGCAGAGGAAAAGAAGGCCACUUCAGCGCCUUUUCUAUUUGGACAGAAAUCUACUUGAAAGCCAGAGUUUUCAUGAGUUGGUGGGGGAAAACCCAGUAGGUGUAAAGGAAACCCAGGAAGAGCCAAGCUUUUUUAUAGCAUUUCCACAGACAGCGGGAGACAGUCAAAAGCAAGGGGAGAAAAAAAUGUCCAGAUUCAUCCUUCCUAAUGCAGAACUCUAUGCACACCAAGAUCUGAGAACCUGGGCAGCACCCAGAGAGAUCUCUCCUGUGGAAAACUUCUCUCCAUCCUACUACUCCAGUAAGAGGGAGGUUGAACCUCCCUAUAGGAAAGAUGCCAAAAAAUUCUGGGACCAUUUCAUGUUAAAGAAGAAUUCAGCUUCUGAAGAGGUUGUUCUGCCAAUCAAGACCAAUGAAAUGCACCAAGAAACCUGCAGAACCCUGCCUUUUUCACAGCGUAUUGCUCAUGAGAACUGUGAGAAGGUGAUCAUCCAGAAUAAUCUAUGUUUUGGCAAGUGUAGUUCCUUUCAUGUACCUGGUCCAGAGGAUCACCUUUACACCUUUUGUUCUAAAUGCCUGCCCACCAAGUUUUCCAUGAAGCACUUGGAUCUCAACUGUACCAGUUCUGUCCCAGUGGUUAAAAAAGUCAUGAUUGUGGAAGAGUGUAACUGUGAGACUCAGAAGAUAGAAGAUCCUCUGCCUGGAUCUCUACAGUCAGAUUUUCUUGGAAAUGUACCUGAGCACAAUUAA
This is a messenger RNA of Lagopus muta (rock ptarmigan), 819 nucleotides long. RefSeq names its product cerberus 1, DAN family BMP antagonist (gene CER1). Bases 1 to 819 code for a protein of 272 amino acids. The transcript is spliced from 2 exons. Gene Ontology annotation, molecular function: morphogen activity. Gene Ontology annotation, biological process: signal transduction involved in regulation of gene expression; determination of heart left/right asymmetry. The record is from RefSeq and is a predicted model, not a curated record. Lineage: Eukaryota; Metazoa; Chordata; Aves; Galliformes; Phasianidae.